AUGUCGCAAUCACUACGUCCCUACCUCCAGGCUGUCCGGAGCAGUCUGACGGCCGCCCUCUGUCUCUCCAACUUUGCUUCCCAGACCGCCGAACGACACAAUGUCCCCGAGGUCGAAGCCCGGACUUCCCCUGAAGUGCUGCUUACACCCCUGACGAUUGCGCGCAACGAGAACGAGCGAGUCCUUAUCGAGCCCAGCAUCAACAGCAUACGCAUCAGCAUCAAGAUCAAGCAGGCCGACGAGAUCGAGCACAUCCUGGUACACAAGUUCACCAGGUUCUUGACACAAAGAGCCGAGUCCUUCUUCAUUCUCAGAAGGAAGCCCAUCAAGGGAUAUGAUAUCUCUUUCCUGAUUACCAACUUCCAUACCGAGGAGAUGCUCAAGCAUAAGCUGGUGGACUUCAUCAUCCAGUUCAUGGAGGAGGUUGACAAGGAGAUUUCUGAAAUGAAGCUAUUCCUAAAUGCGCGGGCGCGUUUCGUUGCCGAGUCUUUCUUGACACCAUUCGACUAA
This is a messenger RNA of Sordaria macrospora k-hell, 510 nucleotides long. RefSeq lists its product as uncharacterized. Gene Ontology annotation, molecular function: actin filament binding. NCBI's taxonomy places the organism in Eukaryota, Fungi, Ascomycota, Sordariomycetes, Sordariales, Sordariaceae. Gene Ontology annotation, cellular component: Arp2/3 protein complex; actin cytoskeleton. Gene Ontology annotation, biological process: actin filament polymerization; Arp2/3 complex-mediated actin nucleation. The record is from RefSeq and is a predicted model, not a curated record.